AUCGAUCGCGAGUAAUAUCGCAUCAGCAUUCAACGAACACACACACAAUCGGAAUCGAUUAAGAGAGCAAAUUGUGUAGUAGUGUUGCAUAUGGAGACACCAAAGAUAUCGGGAGUAGCACUUGCGGCAGCCAUUGCCGUCGUUCUGGCCAUGGCGACCACGCCGGCGGUGGCGCAGAACUCGCCGCAGGACUUCGUGGACCUCCACAACGCGGCGCGACGCGUGGAGGGCGUCGGCGAGGUGGUCUGGGACGACGCCGUGGCGGCGUACGCGGAGAACUACGCGGCGGAGCGCGCCGGCGACUGCGCGCUCAUCCACUCCGGCAGCUGGGAGAAGGCCGGCUACGGCGAGAACCUCUUCGGAGGCUCCGGCAGCGAGUGGACGGCAGCGGACGCCGUCAACAGCUGGGUGGGGGAGAAGGAUCUGUACGACUACGACAGCAACAGCUGCCUGGGGUCGUGGGACUCGUGCCUCCACUACACGCAGGUGAUGUGGAGCCGCACGACGGCGAUCGGCUGCGCCCGCGUGGACUGCGACAACGGCGGCGUCUUCAUCACCUGCAACUACAACCCCGCCGGCAACUUCCAGGGAGAGCGCCCCUUCGAGCGUGGCCUCACUCUCUCUGCUUAAUAAGUUAUUAAUACAGUAUUUACUUUAACUAUGUAUGGAGUAUGAUAUAAAUGUGCGAAAUAAUAAUUACGGGGAUCUUAUUAUAUAUAUAUGUACGUUGUCGUUCGAAUAAAAGAAGAAAAUAAAUGAGAAAAUUAAUUCCAUUGUCUG
Molecule: messenger RNA, 780 nt
Organism: Oryza sativa Japonica Group (Japanese rice)
Lineage: Eukaryota; Viridiplantae; Streptophyta; Magnoliopsida; Poales; Poaceae
Product: pathogenesis-related protein 1
Cellular component (GO): extracellular region
Source: RefSeq, a predicted model, not a curated record